This is a messenger RNA of Heterotrigona itama, 2955 nucleotides long. Lineage: Eukaryota; Metazoa; Arthropoda; Insecta; Hymenoptera; Apidae. The record is from the annotation of a GenBank genome assembly.
AUGGAAAUAACGGUAAAUUAACUCUUGUUAUAUAAACGUAUUUAUGAUACUUUUAAAGUGUCAUCUUUGACGUCAAUAAAAAUUGAAAUUAAAAUUUCAAAUUCUAAAGACCUGGAACAUUUUCACCUAUUGUAAAAUAUAUCAUAGAUGAUAAAUGUGUUUAAAUGUAUGACAGGACUACUUGUAUUAUUUGUGAUAUGCUUUGAAAAUAUUCGAACAUUUCAUAGGAGUAUAGACAUUCAUUCUUCCCAAAAAUAUUUUUACAUUAUCUUGAAGGAGAUUUGUCUCUCGAAGGUUUUGCAAAUUCAAACAUCUUCAUGGACACUGAAAAAUUCUUUUCGUAACUACCUUGAAGAUUGAACUCUCCCCUUUGCAACCUUCCCUUAAAACUUGUUGUACCAUUUUUAUUCAUAAAGUUGCAAGAAUCUAAAAAAAUAUCAACUCCCAGGUGUAUCUCGUGUAAAGCGUAUCAUUAUCAUUACAUGAAAUAUUUCAUUCGUGGAAGUAUUGAAAUUUCAAUUCGAUAUUGAAAAUCAUUUGAUUGAAGGAAUCAUUUAAUUAAAGGCUUGUUUCAAUUUGUUCCAGGGUCUUGGCAUAAUAUCCAUGGCAUGCGCCUCACCAGCAUUGGUAAGUGGGACUCAUUGGUUCCUAUUUGUCGCUGUAACAGCUUUCAUUGCCACUCUGGUGUGGUGUUUCAUAUAUCUGUUGUCGAUUCGAGAGGCGCUUAAGUUACCUAUCAACUGGAUUUCAUCGGAAUUCAUAAAUACAGGGAUAUUCACCUUCCUUUACCUGAUUGCCUUUAUAGUCCAGUUAUCUGUUUGGAGUUCGUAUACAGGUUCACCUGUCUCAAGGAAUAUUGCCGCAGGGACCUUUGGAAUCUUCAACACGAUAGCGUACGCUGCCGGGACGUAUUUCCUCUACCUCGAGUACAAAAGCAGCAACACGCAGUGAAAAGAAAGCAGAGGGUACUCGUAGAGACGCCAAGGUACCUGAAGAGCACCUACGACGAAGCUACUACACUCCAAGUUUUCCGCGGUCGUUCGUUCUACGAGCAACAGAGUUCGUAGAGAGACAAAAGGGUCGAAGCUAGUCCAACCAGGCCCUUGUCUAUUUCACGUGUGUAGUAGCUUAACGAGAGACUCUGUAAUAUACAUACGUGCCUUAAAAAUAUCGAUCGAAGUGGCCGAUCGCAAUGCAAGAUCGGCGGAUGUUUGCGGAUAUUACGGUUUUCUGGGAUCAUGCUCGCUGAGAAUCAAUCGGAGAACAAAAGCGAAUAGUAGUGAACAGAUUGAUAUUGAACCGAAACUACUCGAUACUGAUGCACAAAUUACAAUAUUUUGCUGUGUAUUGUUUAAAAUGUAGAUACGUUUGAUGUUUUUGAUACUCGCUUCAUACUUGUAUGAAUGUAUCGAUAAUCAUUGACAUGUACGAAGGUAAAAGCAAUUAAUUUAAUCAAUUGCAAAGUGUAAUGACUCCUUUCAGUAGUAUGAAAGUCUAUAUGUGUCUGCAGAUUUCAAAUAUUUCAAGAAACUUUCAACAUUGUGUAGAUGCUUUGAAACAACUGUAUUUAAAAAAUAUUUGAAAUUUGAUGUACACUACCGUCACUGGCUCUAUUAUCUACAAUUUAAAAGAUAUAAUAUUUAAUAUUAUAGAUAUAAAUUAUUGAACAAAUAUACAUCAACAGAAGUAUCAUAUUUAUAUCACAUUUUACACAGUCAAAAACAUUGAAAUCCUCCAAGUAUAAAAUAUUAUUCUAUUAAAUACAAAAUCAUUUACACGAAAGGUUUCAAUGCUUUUGAAUACCUUCAAUUACUUUUGAGCAACAUUUCGAGGUGAUACUUUUCGACUUGAUAUCGAUCCAAGAUGUGACAGCAUGAAUAUCUUAAUUUAAAAUUUCAAUAACAUCUUAUUCUUCUUUCCAUUCGAAUAUAUUUAUUCGAAUUGAUGGAAUAUCAUCAGUAACAUCGGUAUUUGUCUGAUCACUAUAAUUCACCGCAGGACGGGUUAUUGCGCCGAAGAGAUGUCAACGAUUCCUCAAGGUUUCUGUUUCGACGAGAUUUCGUGGAUUCUCUUCGUUAUGCAGUUCAACUUUCUUCACUGUACAAACUUCAGAUAUACAUACAUACAUACAUGUUAAAUAAGGAAGAUGUUAGCAGACGUUAAUUAAAAGUAAACUGUGCUUCGGAAUCGAUGGAAUCCAUAUUGGAUGUCGAUCGUUUGUUUUUGGGCUCUAUGCAAUUGAAUUGUUAUAUUUUGAUCGUUAAUGUACCUUACGCGGCACUUCCCGUCCACAAUUUUCUAACCGUAUCUGUCUCACAUUACCCGCGAUACUUUUUAUUUAUAUCGAUACACGCAUUAGGUACUAUCGGACCGCGGAUUUUUAUGCAAAUUCGUAUUUUUUCAAAGAUAAUCGAAAAAAAUGGGAUCUAGACAUAGAGUUUGUUUCAGCUAUUAAAUAUUACAAUAAUUAUUGUAUUUUCGAUGUUUUAUAUAUUUUUUGUGCAUUCUACGUUUUCUUGUAGCCUCGGACGGUGAAUGGUAAAUUCGUUUGAAUGCAAUCGUCUUUGCUUUGUUAAUUUUUUUAUAACAAAUUUACGAUCUGUUACCAUAGUCACUUGUCAUUUUACAGUGUUCUGUUUGAAUUUAAUCGAAGCUUGGUAAUCAAAAUUUCAAGGAAAAGUCGCUUUCUUCAUACCAGAUUUCAUACCUUCUUUUAGUUGAAAGCUUGUUGAAACGAAUAAUUCGUUUUAUAAUUCGAAGAAUUUUCUUUCUCUUUCUUUGUGACUCAAGCUAGUGAAAUUAAACUGUUGUAUUAUAUAUACAAUUCCUUGGCAAUAUUAAAGUGAAAAAUUAAAUUAAUUAUUACGGAGAUCAAGCGGACUCUGUGUUUUAACCACAAGUUCAAACAAAUUUCCCGCAAUUGCAUGAAAGUCCGCAGUCUAGUUAUUAUACGUU